AGCAAACAGACAUGGAAAAACAGCCAGAUGAACCUUCAAACUCCACCGUCGGCGAACUACCAUCCCAAUACAAAAGAAUGUCUGCGGCACGGGAGCCAUCAAAUUCUCAAUCAUCAAAAAUUGUAUAUUUUAUUGUUCCAAUUAUCGUGGCAUCUUGCCUAUUAUGGAUGGCACAUGUUCAAUGGAAAAGUUCCUCAAAAGUAGAACAGUUUCAUAAAAACGUUGAGGAAAUAGAGAAUCAGGAAAAAAUACGAAUUGAAGGCGUUCAUGACUUAAAAGAAACGCUACAACCAUUUGCUGAUGGAUAUAGAACUGAUAACUUCAUACCCAAACACAAUCUUGCCAUUUGUGAAAUCAAGGGGAAUUUCCCGGAAUUGAAUGCAGCCAUUUGUUGUUAUUUGCACAAUCCUUCGCUAUUCACAGCGGCGAACAAGACAAUUUCACAGGAUUUGGUAGAGAAUGGUUUGUGCUCAAAAGAAGAUUCAUUCCGAAUGACUACAUGGGAUAAAUGGACAAAAUACGUCACUGACAAAGUUUGCCAUGUGGCAAUCAUUCAACACCCUCUUGAACGGUUUUCCCGAUCUUUUGUUGAAAUAUGCAUAAAACAAAAAGCAUGCUAUAACUGUCAGGACAACGUAGAUUGCUUUAUGAAAAAAUUGCUGAGAGAGCAUUCGCCACUUGCAGAAGGGUUGGAGGGAAAUUAUAGAACAUAUGUGACACAUCAUUUCAGCCCACAAACCUGGAAUUGUCAUUUCAACCGCGACUUAAAUAAGAUUCAAUUUCUGAAGUUUGGAGGAAGCAAGGAAGAUCUUGCCAAAUUUCUAACCGAUUUGGAUAAAAUUCUAGGAGAACAAGGCGUUGAGGCAGAUGUUCGAAGUGUUAUUACCAAUGAGAUAAAUAAGAUCCCGUUGGAAUUAACUCCUGAGGAGCAGGUUGUGAAAGAUAAUAUUCGGAAUAACGAGGAUCUGUUUAGAUUGUUUAGAAAUUUAUACGAACAUGACUAUAUACUUUUUGGAUACUCUUUGUAAUUUCUAAGAUUAUUGUUUGAAAAUCUUCAACUCUGCUGUCACGGUUGUUAACUGUCUAAUUCGUGAAUGUUACUUUUUGAAAUCUGAUCUCUUCGAUUUAAAUUAUUAAAUUAACAAAGUAGUGCCAAAUAAAUAAUUUGUAUAGGG
Molecule: messenger RNA, 1175 nt
Organism: Caenorhabditis elegans
Lineage: Eukaryota; Metazoa; Nematoda; Chromadorea; Rhabditida; Rhabditidae
Gene: F25E5.2
Exons: 7
Coding region: 12-1028 (338 amino acids)
Biological process (GO): positive regulation of response to oxidative stress; chondroitin sulfate proteoglycan biosynthetic process
Cellular component (GO): membrane
Molecular function (GO): chondroitin 4-sulfotransferase activity; sulfotransferase activity
Source: RefSeq, marked reviewed